AUGGUGGCGGUCGGCGCCCGGGUGUGAUGCGAACGUCAUGGUGGGGAUGCUGGCUUCGCGGUGAGACAGCGAGAGCGAGCCCGGGGCGGAGGACGCAUGGAUUCGGCUCUUCUGCCGUGUGGGCUCGGAUCUCUUUCUUCCUUCUCUCUCGCUCCCCCAUUCAUUUCGUUCUUGCUUGGCACAUUUCACAUCUCUCGACUCCAUCCUGUCGGCCACCACUGGACGUCUUCCCGUCUCUAAAUGGAAUUAGCGGAGCUCGGAUCCUCUGGUGUAAGGAACAGACAUGAUCUAUGGACGCAGUUUGUUUCACAUUGUAGCAAGUUUAAUCAUCCUCCAUUCGUCUGGGGCAACCAAGAAAGGAACAGAAAAGCAAGCCACCUCAGAAACACAGAAGUCGAUGCAGUGUGGAACUUGGACGAAACAUGCAGAGGGAGGCGUCUUUACCUCUCCCAACUAUCCCAGCAAGUACCCCCCUGACCGAGAGUGCGUGUACAUCAUAGAAGCUGCCCCAAGACAGUGCAUUGAGCUUUACUUUGAUGAAAAGUACUCUAUUGAACCGUCUUGGGAGUGCAAAUUUGAUCAUAUUGAAGUUCGAGAUGGACCUUUUGGAUUUUCUCCAAUAAUUGGACGUUUUUGUGGACAACAAAAUCCACCGGCAAUAAAAUCCAGUGGACGAUUUCUAUGGAUUAAGUUUUUUGCUGAUGGAGAACUGGAAUCUGUGGGAUUUUCAGCUCGAUACAAUUUCACACCUGAUCCUGACUUUAAGGACCUUGGAGUUUUGAAGCCAUUACCAGUGUGUGAGUUUGAGAUGGGCGGUCCGGAAGGAAUUGUGGAAUCUAUACAAAUCAUGAAGGAAGGCAAAGCUUCUGCUAGCGAGGCUGUUGAUUGCAAGUGGUACAUCCGAGCGCCUCCAAGAUCCAAGAUCUACUUACGGUUCUUGGACUAUGAGAUGCAGAAUUCCAAUGAGUGCAAAAGGAACUUCGUGGCGGUGUACGAUGGCAGCAGCUCCGUGGAGGACCUGAGAGCCAAAUUCUGCAGCACAGUGGCGAAUGACGUCAUGCUCCGCACGGGGCUGGGGGUCAUCCGCAUGUGGGCUGAUGAGGGCAGUCGCAACAGCCGAUUCCAGAUGCUCUUCACAUCCUUCCAAGAGCCUCCCUGUGAAGGCAACACAUUCUUUUGCCACAGUAACAUGUGUAUUAACAAUACACUGGUGUGCAAUGGACUCCAGAACUGUGUGUAUCCUUGGGAUGAAAAUCAUUGUAAAGCAAAGAGGAAAAGCAGCCUGCUGGACCAGCUGAGCAACACCAGUGGGACGGUCAUUGGCGUGACUUCCUGCGUUGUGAUCAUCCUUAUUAUCAUUUCUGUCAUUGUGCAGAUCAAACAGCCUCGUAAAAAAUAUGUCCACAGGAAGCCGGACUGUGACCAGACGGUUUUCCAGGAGGUGUUUGAGCCUCCUCAUUACGAGCUGUGCACCCUCAGAGGGACAGCGGCCGCCGCGGACUUUGCCGAUGUGGCCGAUGACUUUGAAAACUACCACCAGCUGCGGAGGUCGUCUUCCAAAUGCAUCCAUGACCAUCACUGUGGCUCACAGCUGUCCAGCGCGAAAGGCAGCCGCAGCAACCUCAGCACAAGAGACGCGUCUGUCCUGGCCGAGAUGCCCCCCCCGCCCGCCAAGCCCCUCGGCCCGCCCACGAACCGAAGAAACAUCCUUGUCAUGAAACACAACUACUCGCAAGAGGCUGCCGCGGCCUGUGACAUCGACGAGAUCGAGGAGGUGCCCACCACCAGUCACAGGCUGGCGCGACACGACAGAGCCGUCCAGCGGUUCUGCCUCAUUGGGUCUCUAAGCAAACAUGAAUCUGAAUACAACACAACUAGGGUCUAAAAAGAAAAUUCAAGAGAAGAACUAUUUAUACAAACAUGGGGACUGUGAAAAGAAAAUUCUAUAGUGAAUUGUGAAAAGUGGACAUAUUUCUAAAUUCAUUCCACUGCCUUUAUCCCAACUUAAGAAUUACAGACAUUUGUUAUUUCUUCAGCAAGACACCCCCGCUGCACACUGACUUGUUCAUUUCCUAAUUUGGUUGCUGGCCACCAAGUGCUCCUUAGUAUUUAAAUACAUUUUGAGAUUUACUGGAAACUUGAAGAAGAAAUUAGUUCCUGAUUAAGACUACCCCGACUUUAUUUUUGCUGUCGGUUUCACUUUGUUUCUAUGUUGUUUUUCGUCUCUGUUAUAUAAUUGUACAUUGUGUGAUCUGUGAAAAAAAAAAAAAAACCCACGAUUUUGGAUGAACUUUGCAUUACAUGUACACUGUUUUCAUUAUAUAGACUGCUUGAGAAUAGUGCGUUCCUGAGUGAUUUUGAACAUGCUACAGUGAAAAGUGAAAAUAUGGACCCUGGAAACACCAGCUAGAGGUCUUACGGACUAUAACAUCUGUUAUUGUGUUAUGAUUAAGUGCAGCCAAAAGUGACAAGUAAAAUUACUAGUUUGCAAUAAGAACAAUCUCAGUUUUUUGGUCUUUCCUAUAUACCCUCAGUUUCCUUUUUGUUUCUUAUCAAAGGAAAAUGCCCAGUUUCAGAAACAGUUUUUGAAAUCAGGUAUUUUACCAUUUAUACCCUUCAAUAGAAAUGUUUUUUUUUUCCUGUUUUUCUUUUUCUUGUUUU
Messenger RNA from Rhinolophus ferrumequinum (greater horseshoe bat), 2661 nucleotides. RefSeq names its product neuropilin and tolloid like 1 (gene NETO1). Bases 284 to 1885 code for a protein of 533 amino acids. NCBI's taxonomy places the organism in Eukaryota, Metazoa, Chordata, Mammalia, Chiroptera, Rhinolophidae. Gene Ontology annotation, molecular function: protein binding. The transcript is spliced from 11 exons. The record is from RefSeq and is a predicted model, not a curated record.